Messenger RNA from Zeugodacus cucurbitae (melon fly), 8025 nucleotides. RefSeq names its product unextended protein (gene uex). Gene Ontology annotation, biological process: transport; magnesium ion homeostasis. The record is from RefSeq and is a predicted model, not a curated record. Lineage: Eukaryota; Metazoa; Arthropoda; Insecta; Diptera; Tephritidae. Gene Ontology annotation, molecular function: transmembrane transporter activity. The transcript has 10 exons. Gene Ontology annotation, cellular component: plasma membrane. Bases 141 to 2978 code for a protein of 945 amino acids.
UCAUGGAAUUUGACAGUUGGAAAUUGUUCGUUAAGUGUAGUGCAUUAUUUGGUGUUUCUUUAGUUUUUGGUUGUUUUGUAAAGUAGUGAAGUGAAUCUAGCAAAGUUAUUUAAAUAAAGUUUAUAAAUAAAAAUAUCAAAAUGCAAAUCCAAGGAAAACAGUCAUACAAAAGCCAAAUACGGACUAGAAAUAAACAGUUUUUACUGAAAAACAAUGGAUUAGAUACCACGUCGUUUUGGUGUUUAUCUUCCUCAAGUGGUCCUUUAGCUCCAGAGCUAUUGUUGGCAUCCACAUUGUCGAAUGAAAGAAGUGGAAAAUCAAUGUUUCACGAUUUGCAUUGCAAAUCUAGUGCUCCACCUCGCCCUCUUAUUCACGCAAAAAUUCGAAGCCUUCCCAUACUUGUGUUGUCUUUAAUUGUUUUCUUAGAAUGCUUUUGUAUUGGUAGCUGUGCACAAAUCAAAAGUAAAAGUGAUUUAUUAAGUGGAGCAAUAUUAACGCCAGUUGACGAUGUAGUGCCUAGAAUAGUCGAAAAUGUUCCUAUAGAAAACCACGGCAAUGCUACAUUUGCUGAUAUUUCCGACCCUACAAAACUGAAAUCUCGUGUUGAGCGUGAUGCCUCGAGUGACGAUUUGAAAAUCUUCGGUUUUCGCGUAGAGUCGAGCAACAAUGAGAUUGAAUACCACAAUGGCGGUGUGCCUAGUGUGCUUAAAGAUAGCGAAUUUACAAUGCGUAUUUUCGGUAAAGGCAUUACACCAUUUACCGUUAUAACAUUCACCGCAAUAUCAAAUACAUUUGGUGGAAAAUGUCAAAUACCAGCAACUUUGUUAUACAAACCCAUAGAAGGUUCAUCGACCAACGAAUCUGCUGUCUAUCGGAUGUCACUACCUAAACUGGAUGUAGCAAUGACCAAUGGCAGUGAAACAUUUUACUUGUGUGCCAAAAAUGAUCCUCAAAUGGAUGUGGGUAGCGCCACGGACACCAAACCGAUGGCACAUCAGGGCGGCGAUGUCUAUCUGCAAAUGAAAACUUAUGAAAAUUUACUGCCCAUCUGGUUGUCAAUAGUCAUCAUUCUGGUCUGUUUAGGCUUCUCAUCGUUGUUUUCUGGUCUCAAUUUGGGUUUGAUGUCACUCGAUCGUACGGAACUAAAGAUUCUGUGUAACACUGGUUCAGUUCGCGAACGCCAAUAUGCUAGAAUUAUACAGCCGGUCCGAGAAAAGGGCAAUUUCCUACUGUGUAGUAUUCUUUUGGGCAAUGUGUUGGUAAAUUCCACAUUUACAAUUCUGCUGGAUGCUUUAACCUCAGGCCUUUUUGCUGUUAUUGUUUCCACGCUUGCUAUUGUCAUAUUUGGUGAAAUUACGCCUCAGGCUGUUUGUUCGCGACAUGGUUUGGCAAUUGGUGCCAAGACUAUUGGCAUUACUAAAGUUGUUAUGGUACUCACAUUCCCCAUGUCAUAUCCGAUUUCAAAAAUGUUGGAUUGGGCAUUGGGUGAAGAAAUCGGCAAUGUUUAUAAUCGUGAACGUCUAAAGGAAUUAGUGAAGGUCACAACUGGUACAAAUGAUCUUGACAAAAAUGAAGUCAACAUUAUUUCGGGUGCUUUGGAGUUGCGUAAAAAGACUGUUGCUGAUGUUAUGACACACAUUGAUGAUGCAUUCAUGCUCUCUCUUGAUGCUCUACUAGACUUUUCAACCGUAUCUGAUAUAAUGAAGUCAGGAUACUCGCGUAUUCCGGUAUAUGAUGGCGAUAAGAAAAACAUCGUUACAUUGUUGUAUAUUAAAGACUUGGCGUUUGUUGAUACCGAUGAUAAUACACCGUUGCGUACAUUGUGUGAAUUCUAUCAGAAUCCAGUUCACUUUGUGUUUGAGGAUAUGACGCUGGAUCUAAUGUUUAACCAAUUCAAAGAUGGUACUAUUGGUCAUAUUGCAUUUGUACAUCGUGUUAACAACGAGGGUGAUGGUGAUCCGUUCUAUGAAACUAUUGGUCUUGUAACGCUUGAAGACGUUAUUGAAGAGUUGAUUCAAGCUGAAAUUGUUGAUGAAACUGAUGUGUAUAUUGAUAAUCGUACAAAGGUGCGACGUAAUCGUAGUAAAAAGCAGGACUUUUCAGCAUUCGCCGAACGUCGCGAAAAUCAAAAGAUACGAAUUUCACCACAACUCACCCUUGCCACUUUCCAGUACUUAAGCACAUCUGUCGAUGCCUUUAAAAAGGAACUUGUUUCCGAAAACAUCCUACGCCGCCUACUUAAUCAAGAUAUUAUCCAUGCCAUCAAGUGCAAGGGCAAAAAUAAAGAUGAUCCGCGCCUGUUCAUUUACCAACAGGGAAAAGCUGUGGACUUCUUCGUACUUAUUUUAGAAGGUCGUGUUGAAGUGACCGUCGGCAAAGAGAACUUACUCUUUGAAAGUGGCGUAUUUACAUAUUUCGGUACAGCAGCCCUUCAGCCAAAUGUCGUUGUUGAUUCACCUAGUCAACAAGUCCGUGGUUCUAUACAGUCAUUGAAUAUGGAUGCUAAGAUUCGUCAGACAUUUAUACCUGACUAUUCGGUGCGUGCUGUCAGCGAUGUAGUAUACAUCGCAAUAAAACGUAGCCUUUACUUAACUGCCAAAAAAGCUACACUUUUAGAAAAGACCCGUAAGAGUGGUAUUGAGCUGAAUAGUGAAAUUACUGAUGAUGAAGUCGAAAGGUUAUUACACUCUGUGAACGAGGAUGAAAUUAGGGCGCAUGUCAAUCAUAAAAUAGCUGCAACUGGCAGCAAUACAGCUUCACCGUCAUUAAAUGACAUAUCAUUGCAGAGUCAUAGUAAUGCACCGCCACCGCACAAUAUGCACAGCAGUAGUAGUGGUGAAGUUUUAGAUGUGGGCUCAUUAAGUAGCCAAGUGACAUCGGAUCCAGUAAACGAUCAAUCAGAACAUAAUGGCGAUCGCGAGAAUGUCGCUACUACACCACUUUUGCCUAAGCCUAGUGAUAGUGCUAAUAACAAAUAACAACAAGCAUAACAACCAACGCGUAUAACUCAAAAGUUUACAUAUGCAUAAGAGUAGAGAAAUAGCAAGUAAUAUGCAUUUUAAGUUAUAAAUAACGAAACGAAGUCAAAUCUUUCAUUAAUACAAAUAUGUAUUUCGUUUACCAGCGUCAACGCGUUUGCUUAACAUACACAUACAUAUGUAUGUCUAUAUUACGUUUGCACUGUCACAUCAAAACAAAAAAAAAGAAAACAUAAACAAAAAAAAUAAUAUGUGUACAUACCAAAUAUGUACUUAAUUACGAACAUUACCUGCGCUUGCGCAUUAAAAUUCUUUAACAAUAUCGUUGUCAACUAAUGCAAUAUUACUACAACACAAUUACUUAUAUAGUUAAUUACUUGUUAUACUUAAUUACCUUUACUCUUUGCAAUGUAACUUUUGAACUUUACAAGGUGUUCAGGUUUGUUUAGGUUUUAGCUGAACACAUCGUUGUCACGCUGUAGUUUUCCUUUGCAAUUAACUUAAGCGUAAAAUCUAAAACAAUCAUCUAAUGCAAACAGAUGAAUCAAUUAAUUAAUGAUAAUAAUGAGCAACAACACUUCGAGAGAUACACAAAUAAAAUAUUACGUACAUACAUAUUUUUUCAACUAAAAUAAUAAAUUGGGGCUUGUACAUGUGAAUAUUUUAUAAAAAUGUAAAAUGUAUGUAGUUUACAAACAAUAAGCUGAAAAAAGUAGAAAAACUAAUUUUAAAAGAAUACCUAUGACAAAGGCAUUUUCAGAUGUAACUGAUAACGUUGAACGCGAAGUUGAGUUGGAUGGAAAAUAAUAAAUAUUAACGGCACAUUUUUACAUGUAAACUAAACAAAAUUUAGUACUUGUUUUACACUAAAUCCAAAGUUUAACGAUUAUGUUUUUUUUCAGUUGGUUUUUUAUCAAUAGCUUUAUGGCUAGUCGAUUAAUACUGUGGCUAAAUAAGUGUAAUAUGUAUGUGUAUAAAUUUAAUUUUGUGAGUGUUAUUUAAUUUUUUUUUUUAAACUGAAAUUAAACUUUCGUUAAGCACUUAGAUUAAAAGUCAAUAUUAUAUUGUUAUUAAAAUUUUUAUUACUGUUUCCACGUAUUAUUAUUGCGAAAAAAAUUUUCGAUUAUGUUUUUUAUUUUAUUUUAUCUUAUUAGUUUUACACUUACGCCAGAUUAUACGUAAAAAAACAGCAACAACUUAACUUAAACGCUGCUAUCUGCAAAUGAUUUUGUCAUAGAACGCAGCAAUAACAUUAUCGUCAUAAACGCGUAGUUGACGAUAGUCUAUUGAAGUAAUAUAAAAAAAGAGUAAAUGAAAAUUUUUUGAAAAAAUGAAAUUAACUUAUGGGUGGGCAAAUUACGUAUGUAUGUAAUAAUGUUCGAAAAUUAUACCUCAGUGCGUACAUUGCGACGUACGUCCAAUAAUAUCUAAUGUACUUAAGAGCGAUGUGAAACAAAAGCAAAAACAAAAAAGAAAACUAAAACUAAAACUAAAAAAACAACAACACCAUGUGGUAGUAUUGUAUGUAUAAUGAAUUGAAAAUGCAACAUAGCUUGCUGACAUUAAUAUUAAACGCAUUAUGUUUAAAAUAUAUGUAUUAUUUGUCGAUAUUGUAGAAAUUAUAUUGUUGUAGGCCAAUAAACAAUAUCGAUAUUUUUCAUACAUACAAUACAUAACUAAUAGUUUUGUUUAUUGCCACAUAUGCUGUUUUAUAUAUAUAAACUUAAGAGAUUUGUUACUGGCGUUUAUAUACUAUAUAUAUACAUGCAUACAUAUAUGUGUAUUUAAGAACAAAGAGCGCUUUUAUAUAAAUUUAGUUUAUAUUAUUUUGUACAGGAGUUGUGAACUUCUUUACUUGUUGUCCAUUUAAUUAUGUUAAAAUGCGAAGUAUACUGAAAGUAAAUCUAUUAAAUACAAUUUAUUGAAAUUUUUAUAGAAAUUCUCACGAAUUUAAGCAAUUUAAAACAAAAAAACAACAAAUAUAUAUGCUAAAGUGUUAAAAACCCUCAAGCGCUUCCUUACUUUCUGGUUUUAAAUAUUUGCAUACAUACUAUCGUUUAAAAAUACAAUAAAAUUUCAUUAUUCUGAAAUAUGUUCGACGUUUUUUUAUUAAUUUGUCCAUUUUCAUUGUACCUGAGUAAACAUUAUUAUUGACUGUUGUAAGUAUUAUCAUUUAUAUGAAAAGGUACUUUGAAGUUAACACGAAAAACAUUAAUUUCUGAUACACAAGUUGUAGAAGUUAGUUUUGGGUUUGUUAUUAUUAUCCUCUUAUACCACGUACAUUAUGUGUUAAUAUUUGAUAUAUGUUGCGUCUACGAAUACUUUCCCAACAACCUGUGUAUCAUUCAACAAAGUAUAUUAAUUAAAUUUCACUACACUCGGAAAAUUGCACAAAUUAUAAAAAAAGUUUGGGAUAUCAAUGAAAUUCUUUAUUCCUGUGAAAGUGCAUUCGAUGCCAUUAUGUAUGGAACUCGAUUUCUUUUCCAUGGCUACCACGGGCACUGGCCGUCCUGUUGGAACCACAUAUUAUCCAAGUCGUGCCAAAAAUAUUCAGUUGUGCCGUUCUUGACCAUCACGGAAGAAUGACGCCACCGGCGCAUAUACCGCACCAAAUUGAAUUUUUUCGGGAUGCAAUGUUGACUCAUGGAGUUCGUGUAAAUUGCUGCCUGACCAAUAACGCAUAUUUUGCUUUUUGACGAAUCCACUCAGCCAGAAAUAAGUCUCAUCGCUGAAGAUGAUUUUUCGAUGAAAAUCCGGAUUAUUUUCAAGUUGUUCUUCAGCCAAAUUCAUCCAACAUUCUUCAGAUCUUGCGUCAAUUUGAUCUUGUAAAGAUGUAGGCCAAGAUCUCUUCGCAAAAUUUGCCACAACGACAUCACAGAGAUGCCCAACUCUUGAGAACGACCUGUGAGAGACUGAAUUGGAUCUUUCUCAAUUGAUGCGCUAACGGCUACAAUAUUCUCGACACGUGAGACAAAGAAGUGUUUGUGUUUCUUUGUCUCACUGGCACGGGAAUAUUUUAUCCUGUGCCUGCGGGUUGACGAUCAAUUGUUGAUCUUACAAUAGGAUUAUGACAACCAUAAAUUAAACGUAGCGGUUUUAAAGUUGAGGCCACGGAAUUUCGGAAGUAAAUUUUAAUAAUUACACACGUUGUUGAAUCGUACAUCUUUCCAUGAUGAAAUGGCAAACCUUACUGAAGAGAAAUGUCAAAAGAGUGGACAAAAUAUGACGACGUUUGCUGUCUACUUUUGUAGCGUGCUAUUGAAAACCCCUAUACUUACUCAAUAUAUGAUCUAGAUCAUUUGAAUGUAUCUAAACCAAUAGGAGUGAAAUAUCUUUCAGAUAGCCAUUUAACGCUACACAUAACCGAACAAAAACCCGUGUUGUCUUACGAAAGCAUAGUAGAAAGAUAAUACUAAUUAGGUGGAAAAAUAAUCAAUGCGGUGGACAUGACCAAAAAUCUAGAUAAGAAAGCUGCCACUAAGCGAAUAUGAUUUCGUUGUUUUUAUUGUAGCGGCAUAAAACGUUUCCCAAAUAACUCCGAUUACAGCUGCCGAAUUGACAGUCCUUGGUCGUAUAAGAACCCAGGUCCAUUCUGGUUACGUAGCACCGUCGUGGGAAUAGGAUCACAGCAUUUCGCUGUGAAGAAGAAAGGCGAUAAUGGUUGUUACUGGCUGGAAAUUUGUGGCUAUUUCUGGUAGUAACAACUUGUAAAGGUUCAGGCAGAUAAUCAUGCUUCAUAGAAUCAAAAUAAAGCAGCUUGCUGGUUGUAUACCGAUCACUGCAGAUUAAGAUGUUAAAUGCACAGGAUCUGGUCGACAAAAUACUGGUUCUCGGAACUUGCGAAGGCAAUAUUUGAUUCACGCACAAUGGUAAACAAGUUCUUAACAUUUUCUAUUCAACGAAAUUGUAAACGAAUAAUAUAAUAUCGCUCAUUUACAUGAAUAGCGGCACAACUCAUUCAACUAAUCAUGUAAAUGAGCGAUAUGUAUGUAUAUGAAAGUAAAAGGCUUUCCUAUGAGCAGCCAGUCGACUUGUGAAAAUGGAAAAAAUUUAACAUAUUGAAGUUAUUAAUAUGAAUUUAUUAGAACAUCAAAAAUAUUUUAUUUGCUGUUCUAAGUAGUUAAAAAUAAAAUACAUACAUAUAUCUUAUUUCAAAUGUUUGCUAACGUAUACUACAUAUUUAUUAGCAUUCUUCAUGAUACUGGAAAUAAUCCUAGACUUGUAUAAACAAUUCGCCGCAGAUGGAAAUUAUGUGUUCUAAGAAAUUAUUGGCAUUGUUGAACAAAAAAUAUAUAAUAUUAAUGUGAAACGCUGGUCGGAUGAAAGAAAAUGUGUUAAAAACUAACUUUCCAAUACGAAAACUAAUCUUUAUGCUCUUAUUAUGAAUUUAAAUUGACUAUGCAUUUAAUUGUCCUUCACUUAAUUAACCUUUAUUCUUUUUUAUUUUAUAUAUUUCUUUACUAAUAUCUUGUAUGAGCGGAACUUAGCUGCCGACGUAACAUUGUAGUAUAUUGUAGUCAAUGUGUAUAAAAGAUGGUUACUCACAAAUUAUCGAUCAAAAAUGUUUAGAUUUAUUCAAUAGUUCUCCAAUAUAGCCGAUUUGAACAAAAACUCUCAAGUAAAUUGUACUCUUGCACUUUUAUAUCAACCAAUACGUGCAGCAUUUAUUGAAAAUUUUAGACGAAAUCAUGACAAAUCAAUUUUUGUACAAAAUGCAAUUAUGAAAUAUUUGGCGCGUAACAUGUUCGUAUGUUUGUAAACAGUGGUAGCGUUUCGGGCCUGAUGUGCAUUCAAUCGAAAUGAGCUUAAAUUUAGUUUAACCUAUUCAAUAAAUCUACUGCUUAAGAUGAGUAGCUUAUAAAAUAUUAAAAUAAAAAAAUACAAACGUAUGUAUUUAUGUAUGUUGUGUGAACUUUUUUUUUUGUUAUUUCGCUGUUUUUUAGAUGUUUUCAGACUUUGUUAUUGUUGUUCAUUUGUGGUAAAUACAUUAUUUUAUGUCUCCAUAACAAUUAAUGAAUAUCCAUGAAGUUAUCCAUUUAACGUAGUC